GUAAUUCCCCAAAGAACAAAACAAAAACCCCAUAAACAAAGAAAUGGAUUCCGCAGCAGCCGCCGCCGCCAAGCGCGUUCAGAUCGAGAAGGCGCACAAUUUCAUGCGCCAGUACCGCGAUCCCGAGUCGCGUGAGCUCAAGAAGCUUUCGGCCAAUCAGUUCAUGGAUGUCUGGGCCCACUACGAUAAGGAUGGCAACGGCUACAUUGAGGGCACCGAGCUGGAUGGCUUCCUCAGGGAGUUCGUGGCCAGUGCCAAUGUCACAGACAUCAGUCCAGAGGCCGUCACAGACACAAUGCUCGAGGAGUUGAAGUCCUGCUUCAUGGAGGCCUACGAUGAUAAUCAGGAUGGCAAAAUCGAUAUCAGAGAGCUAGCUCAACUUUUGCCCAUGGAGGAGAAUUUCCUUUUGCUUUUCCGCUUCGAUAACCCAUUGGAAUCGAGCGUGGAAUUCAUGAAGAUCUGGCGCGAAUACGACACCGACAACUCCGGCUACAUUGAGGCGGAUGAGCUGAAGAACUUCCUACGCGAUUUGCUCAAAGAGGCCAAAAAAAUCAAUGAUGUGUCCGAGGACAAGCUCAUUGAGUACACUGAUACUAUGCUGCAAGUCUUCGAUGCCAACAAGGAUGGACGUUUGCAGCUAUCGGAAAUGGCCAAAUUGCUUCCGGUUAAAGAGAACUUCCUCUGCCGCCAGGUGUUUAAGGAGGGCAUUGAUGGUGCCACAAAGCUGACCAAAGACGAUAUCGAGAAGGUGUUCUCGCUAUACGAUCGCGACAACAGCGGCACCAUUGAAAAUGAGGAGCUCAAGGGCUUCCUCAAGGAUCUUUUGGAGCUGGUCAAGAAGGACGACUACGAUGCACAGGAUCUGGCCGCCUUUGAGGAGACCAUUAUGCGGGGCGUGGGCCAUGACAAGCACGGCAAAAUCUCACGCAAAGAGCUGACCAUGAUCCUCCUAACACUGGCCAAAAUAUCGCCCGACGAUGAGGAGUAAGAAGAUUUUUAGCCAAUUCCAUAUUUGUCACCCCAAAAUCUAGGCACCGAAGGCCAUGAGGCAAUUGAUUACUUUAAACCUGCUGAAAAAAUUAGCAGAAGAUAAACAAUUUUGGUAAAGAUGGAGGAUCUCCAAAGCAAAUGAAAUGGAGAUUCUACCCGAAACAAAAAAAAACAAACAAACACAAAAAACUAUUGGUAAAACUAAAUAUAAAAUAAAUGUUUCAAGCUUCAGUAAAUGUUUAUCGUAUGUUAAGCUAUUGAGAGUAUAUUUCCUCCCCCAAAACUGAAACACCAAAGAUAUAUAUUUACUCCAAGCCGAAAAUAAAAACAACAAACAAAAAUGAAAUCGAAAAUUUAUCUCCAAGCAACACUGAAUCGAGCCACUUUAUCUUAAUGUAAAGCAAAAGAAUAAAAUCAAAUUCAGUACAUCGAUUUUAUAUUAUAUUAUAUUAUAUUAUUAUAUAUCUACGUGUAUAUUUUCUAAAUGUAUUUGCCUAUAAAAUAUACCUAUAUAUGUAUGUAUAUUUUAUUUUGUUUAAUUACAAAAGGAAAACUUAAAAUAAAUGUAGCUAAACUUAAGAGAACACAAACCAGAAUCAGAUCAGUCGUGAUUUAUUUGAGAUUAUAUAUUUACAUAUAUUUACGUAUAUAAAUGUGUGUGGCUAGAACUAGUAGAUAAUUGUUGUUAAUAAUUGUGGAUAUAUUUAUGUAUGCAACACAAUACAUUUUGGUGUGCUAAUCGUACAUUUUGCCAAGCCUCCACGACUCUGAUUGUAUUCCGUGUAAAUGUGAAAUUAACCCACACUCACGCUAACCCACGUAUCACACUCUCAUUCGAUGAUACAAUUCUCUACCACAAACAUCAAUCAAUCAGUCAAGAGGCACUUGAGGGUGGAGUGGGGCUUGGCUCGUGUUCUAAUGCCACCUGACACGAGCCCUGCAGCGUGCUGUUGCAACAUCAGUUACAGCCGGAACGCAUCUGGCAGUGCUCCACCCGAGGACACACACACACUGCUCUUCUUAUUUAUCAUUUAAAAUUGGAAAUUGGAACAGCUUUGACUACUCUAAAACUAAACUAAAUCUAAUGGAAAAUCAAAAGGUUAACCCAUAAAAACUAUCAACUUAUUACACUUAUCUAACGUUUUUUCAAGGUGCUAUAGCUAUAUAAUUAUGAUUUUGCCCUUACGACUUUUCGACCCCGAAAACUGUCACUAAAUCCUAUGCAAUUUCAAGUCUAUGUUUCCAAGAAACCUAAAAACAAAACGUAUAUCUAAAAAAUAUAGUAAAUUGUAAGCUUUAAGUACCCAAAAAAGAGAAAUAUUUGAUUCGAAUAGUGGAAAUUGUAAUUGGAACCCUCAUCGGGAAAAGCAAAACAGACACCAUUUCAAUUUAUUCGAUUAAUUAUACGCGUCCGUAAAUGCCAACUUAAAGAUAUAAUUAAAAUAAUUACGAUACAACUCUACGUAUAUAUGGUACUUACACUACAUACAUAAGAUACAGAUACUCGUAUUGUUCACACAAAAAAACUGCAUGUUAAGCUUCGAAAAGAACAACAACAAACCCAUUAGCGGGCCAAUACCCGAAUAUCGUAUAUCGAAUAUCUAUAUGGAUGUAUAUGUAUGACAAAUACUAUGUUUUAAUAAUCUAAAUACAUUUACGCAGACAUCAUCGGGUCAGCACACCAAAUGGCAG
Messenger RNA from Drosophila obscura, 2682 nucleotides. It is a transcript of the gene Cbp53E, whose product is annotated as calbindin-32. The coding region runs from base 44 to 988 and encodes 314 amino acids. The record is from RefSeq and is a predicted model, not a curated record. Gene Ontology annotation, molecular function: calcium ion binding. Gene Ontology annotation, biological process: regulation of presynaptic cytosolic calcium ion concentration; regulation of long-term synaptic potentiation. The transcript is spliced from 11 exons. Gene Ontology annotation, cellular component: dendrite; synapse; cytosol. Lineage: Eukaryota; Metazoa; Arthropoda; Insecta; Diptera; Drosophilidae.